AUGUCGCCAGCAAUUUCAGGGGCUUUGGAAGUCCCAGCCUUCCAAAGAGCAUAUGUUUCUAAGUCACAUGGAGACGGACUUGAGUUUGCCACGAUCAAAGUUCCUACAUAUUCUGCCGAUGAGAUAUUGGUCAAAAUCAUGUUCUCAGGCGUUUGUCAUACAGACUUCCACGCGUGGAAAGGACACUGGCCUGUUAAGCCGAAGGACAACCUUGUUGGCGGGCACGAGGGAGCCGGAAUAGUCGUGGCGCUCGGUGAGGAUGUUACAGAUAUAUCCAUCGGCGACAGAGUGGGUGUACAGUGGGUGAACAGGACCUGCGGAGCCUGCGAAUUCUGCUCUCGUGAUUCCCAACCACUAUGUCCACAUAUCCAACUUUCGGGAUAUACCGUCGAUGGAACCUUUCAGCAGUACUGCGUAUGCAAAGCCGAGAACGCAGUUCGUAUACCGCCGGAUAUCCCUCUCGAUCAGGCUGCUCCCAUACUGUGUGCUGGUCUAACGGUAUACAAAGCACUUAAGGAGUGCAGUCUCAAGCCAGGAGAAUUAGUCGCAAUUGCAGGAGCAGGAGGGGGUCUUGGUACGUUGGCGUGCCAGUUUGCAAAAGCAUGCGGAUACCGCGUUCUGGCAAUCUCCGCGGGCGAAUCGAAAAGGAGAAUGUGCAUCAAAAAUUUGGGCGUCGACUGCUUUGUCGACUAUAAAGCUUCUUCUAACCUUAUUGAGGAGGUCAAAGGAAUUACCGAAGGGGGUCCAAAUGCCGUCAUCGUCGUCAGCUCAACAACAAAGCCGUUUGAUGAAGCUAUUCAUUAUGUAAGACCGAGGGGUACUAUUGUCGCUGUCGGCUUGCCGCCCGGGUGUAUGAACGCAGACAUCUUUACGAUCGUCCUUCGUAAUAUCACUAUAAAAGGAAGCUACGUAGGGAAUCGUUACGAGACAGAAGCAGCACUGGAGAUUGCCUCUCGCUCAGGGAUUAUCGCUCCUUACAAGUUACUUGAUGCCCGCGAACUGCCAAAGGUGUAUGAGCGAAUGGACAAGGGUAUGA
This is a messenger RNA of Aspergillus niger, 1036 nucleotides long. RefSeq lists its product as uncharacterized. The transcript has 8 exons. The record is from RefSeq and is a predicted model, not a curated record. Gene Ontology annotation, molecular function: zinc ion binding; oxidoreductase activity. NCBI's taxonomy places the organism in Eukaryota, Fungi, Ascomycota, Eurotiomycetes, Eurotiales, Aspergillaceae. The annotation marks the transcript as partial.